This is a messenger RNA of Drosophila miranda, 5195 nucleotides long. RefSeq names its product collagen alpha chain CG42342. NCBI's taxonomy places the organism in Eukaryota, Metazoa, Arthropoda, Insecta, Diptera, Drosophilidae. The transcript has 15 exons. The record is from RefSeq and is a predicted model, not a curated record. The coding region runs from base 1185 to 3224 and encodes 679 amino acids.
AUUUAAACAAAUUCAAACCGAGCGGUUGCAUCGCGCGUCAUCGAACAAGUUACGGAAAACGCGUGCGGACGUGUUUUGAAAGAGGCGACGACAAAAGCUUCAUUCGCGCGAUUUUCGGAAUCUCUCUCUUCGACGCGAGUUUUCGUUACCUUGUUGUUGUUUAUAGAAGGAAAAGAAAGCAGCAAGGAAAUGUUUUAAGCCCAGAAGCAGCAAAACAAAGUUGUGACAAAAGCAACACACCCGACAACAGCACCCAGUGUUUGUGAAGUGCAAGAAGUAGAAAUUUAUAGUUGCUGUAUUUUGUCGAAAUUAAAUUAUGUUAAGUGCUUAAAACAGCUCGAAGGUGAAGUGCAAAGCGAAAGGAAAAAAGAAACGCCGCCAGCCAGCAGGGCAUAAAGCAACAGCAUCCCAUUAUCCCAGCAUCCAGCCUCCGCAGCAAGCAGCAGCAGCAGCAGCAGCAGCACCAUCCAUCCACCAUUCUCCUCCAUCCUCGGCAAAGAGGUGCAGGCGGCGCAAAGUAUGUAAAAGUUGAAAAGUGAACGGAUUCGCGACGAGCGGCACCAAAACUAAACAAGUUGCAAUGUGAAGAGCCCUAAAAGGACAAGUGCGAAACCCAAGAAAACCCAGAAGUUGUCAACGAGCAGGAGACAAGACGAAGAAGAAUAAGAAGAAGGAGCACCGGCAGCUGCUCCAACGAUUGACAGGACAAAAACAAAGGCGAAACCCCGGGGCCCAGCAGAGCGGAGCGGAGCGGAGGAGCAAAAGUUUUUCCAGCUCUUGUUGCUUGUUGCUGUGGGUUUCCAUGGCCGCUGUGUUGCAGGCAACCACGGGGCAACAGCAUUAGAAGCGCAAUGUUCUGGCCAAAUACCGCAACGAAAUAGAAUCGAGAACGUGGAUAGAGGAUAGAGGAUAGAGGAUAUUGGAUAGAUAUAGAGUGGAUAGGAAAGCACUCGACAGCACUGGCCAAAAAAGGAGCAAAGCCAGUGACUGCCGCAUAUGUGUUUUGUGCUGGUGGUUUUUGUGCUUUUCUCUGUGUGAUGCCACAAGGACACACUUCAAGUGACAGCAACAGCAACGUCAGCGGCAACAGACUCAAGUGCAGCAGCCCCACAAGGAGGCAAGCUUAGGGAGAGCGACGAGAGCGAGAGAGAGAGAGAGGGACAGGUUUCCAUCUUAAACGCAGCAUGCGCAAGCACAAAGCGCCGCCCAGCGGCAGCCCAAGGACACAAUCAGAUCCAGCUGCUGCAGGACUAGUGGAAAUCCAAGCAGAGCAACAGCAACAGCAGCAACAGCAGCAGCAGUGCCUGCUCUUAGGACACAAUCAAAUGGCCAGCAAUGGUCCCACUCCAACAGCAGCAGCAGCGAGCACAGCUAGUCGCCUGGCAGCCCCCACCGCGAGCUGUCAGGACAGGCCGGAUCAGCAACAGCAUCAGGCAGCUGCCAGCUGCAGCAGCAAGGAGCGACCUCAUCCCACAAUAAAGCUCAUGUCCUUGCUGCAGAUCGCCAGCUAUGUGCUGUGCCUGUGCGCCUUCAGCUUCGCCCUGUACGCCAACGUGCGACAGACGCGAAUGGAGCUGCGGCUGCAGCGCCUCCAGCAGCUGGACGCCCGCAUUGUCGAGCUGGAGCUGCGGCUGGAGCAGCAGCAGCUGCUCCACUGGCCCGCCGAACAGACCCAGAUUCUGGACAACAGAAACAACAACAACGGCACCCAGCACCUGACGCUGCAUGUGCGCCGGGAGCUGCAUCGUCUGCGCCGCGAUGUGUCGCACCUGCAGCUGACGCGACGCCAGCAGCGACGGCAGGCGGCCGAGGCGGCCGCAGCAGCAGCGGGCGAGGGUGGUCCAGCACUGACCGGAGGUCACGGCGAGUGCCAGUGUCAACCAGGUCCUCCAGGACCGCCGGGGCCACCGGGCAAGCGAGGGAAGCGCGGCAAGAAGGGCGACACCGGCGACAAGGGCGACGCGGGUCUCAAUGGCAUCAGCGGCGAGAAGGGAGCGGCUGGCAAGCCCGGCGACAAGGGCCAGAAGGGCGACACCGGCCACCCGGGCAUGGAUGUCUUCCAGACGGUGAAGGGUCUGAAGAGAUCGGUGACAACGCUGCAUGGCGGCACGUUGGGCUAUGCGGAAAUAGUUGCUGUAAAGGACUUGCAAGAAGCCGGCGUCAAUGUGUCCGCUUCCACAGUCAUACAGCUGAAGGGCGAGCCUGGGGAGCCGGGUCCGCCGGGACCAGCGGGCGAGGCGGGACAGCCGGGGGUGCCGGGCGAGCGAGGACCACCGGGCGAAACUGGAGCGCAGGGCGUUCAGGGCGAGGCCGGACAGCCGGGCCCCGCCGGACCGCCUGGCGUGUCCGGUGCACCUGGCACUAAGGGUGACAAAGGCGAUCGCGGCGAUCGGGGACUAACCACAACCAUCAAGGGUGACGAGUUCCCCACGGGCAUCAUCGAGGGUCCGCCGGGACCGGCCGGACCACCUGGUCCACCAGGGGAGCCCGGCGAGCGCGGCGAGGCGGGACCCAUCGGACCAGCCGGACCCCCCGGCGAGAAAGGACCGCGCGGCAAGCGUGGCAAGCGGUUGUUUGGACCUGGUGGCACGAAGCUGGACGAGGACUACGACGAUCCACCAGUGACACUGUUGCGCGGUCCGCCCGGACCGCCUGGCCUCGCUGGAAAGGACGGCCGCGACGGACGCGAUGGCAGCAAGGGGGAUGCUGGCGAGCCUGGAGAGCCUGGUUCGCUGGGUCCACGCGGACUGGACGGCCUGCCCGGAGAGCCGGGCAUCGAGGGACCGCCAGGUCUGCCUGGCUAUCAGGGACCGCCGGGGGAGAAGGGCGACCGUGGAGACAUUGGGCCGCCUGGACUGAUGGGACCCCCGGGUCUACCUGGCCCGCCGGGAUAUCCCGGCGUCAAGGGAGACAAAGGUGAUCGCGGCGACUCGUACCGUAAGAUGCGUCGUCGCCAGGAUGACGGCAUGUCGGAUGCCCCACACAUGCCCACCAUCGAAUACUUAUAUGGUCCUCCUGGACCACCCGGCCCCAUGGGCCCGCCAGGACACACCGGCGCCCAAGGCGACCGCGGCUUGGAUGGACGCAAAGGGGAUUCGGGCGAAAAGGGCCACAAGGGCGAUCAGGGACCCAUGGGGCUGCCGGGCCCGAUGGGUAUGAGAGGAGAAUCGGGACCCUCCGGUCCGGCGGGCAAGGCUGGCAUACCGGUGUGGGGCGACUACUAAUACUAGUUAAAAGUGCAGGCAGAGUCUAUUAAACAAUAACCAACAUAAAUGGAAUGCGACAUAAGAGACAAACAAACAUUCCAACACACACAAACACACACGCACACAGCGCCAUACAAAAACACACACACACAAAAGAAAGUCUUAACGAAACACUCAAUACAUAUGAAGAAAUGAAACCAAAUUUUAAUCAAAGCAAAACAAAUGUUCAAAAGUUAAAAAGCCGCCGCGCAAAAUGCUUGUCGUCUAUAUAUGUAUAUGUAUAUGUAUAUCAGGCGUAUACAUAUAUACCAAACGUGUAUUGUAUCAGUGUAUAUGUAUAUGUAUAUCAAGUUGUAAAAACACGCACCCAUGUACAGAGAAUUGAAUCUGAAAUAGCAGCAUGUCAGUAGCAACUAGGCAAAUACAUCCGCAUGAAAGAAAACAUUAACACUCAUAUUCAUAUCAUUUAAGAAACGCCCCAAGAGUCAAAUAAGUAUUUAUGUAUACAAGCAAAUGAAACAGAAACAGAAACAGAAACAGAGGCAUAUUUACACAUACUCCAAACCAACAUCCAUCAAUUGGAUUCAACUAACAAACUUUCAACCUGCCCCACACACACACACACACACACACACAAACAGACAGCAAACCAACUAACAAAUAUGCAAUGCAAAUAUUUUAAUUGCAUUUCAUUCGCCACUGCUCUGUGAGAAGCGAGAUUACAGCAGGAGCAGCAGGAGCGGGUAGAGCCACUAAAGCGGGAAAGCCGAGGGCCUCUCGAAAAUGCAUAAAUCAUACGCACCGUUGCACGUGAAAACAGCCCGCACACACACACACACACCAACACGAUGGCGGUGCUUCAAGUGCUUCCACGGGGUGCGAAUGACUAAUUGAUAGAUUAUACUUCAGCCCGAUCUCAAUCGUUUGGCAAUCGUUGCAGUAAGUGACUUAAUUAGUUACCUAAUUAGAUUGUGUGGAGGAAGCCUCUUCUGCCACUGCCACAGCCACUGCCUCGCUGCUCCUGCUGCACAUAUAUCUGCAUUGUCUUAGGUGCCGUCCAUUGGCUUUGUCUGAAUAUUCGAAUGCGAACAGUUUUCAUUCAUACAAAGCAUAUUUGCCAAAGCUUCAAUGUGAAGUAUUCAAUAGAAGUCGAGAGCUGAAAGCAGCAAUAACCAUAUAUAUAUAUAUAUAUAUAUACAAGCAGAUAAACAUCAAUAUAUAAAAUAUAUACAUGUGUACGGAUAAAGGAUAAAUGUGCAUUCAGAAAAGGAGAAAUUGUAAGAUAUUUUGAUCCAGUUUUUGCUCUCAAUGUUUCACGUUCUGUCUACAAGCAUGGAUAUUGUUUAGUUAUUUACACAAUAUAAACUUAAAUAUAAAGAGAUCUAUAUACAUACAACCUAUUGUAAAAGAAACUCAAUGUACUCGUGUAUUUCCCCAAAACAAAAACUAAAACCAAGAGCUAUCCAAUCCAAUUGUGCAUAUUUUUCAGUGUUAACUCUUGAAAUACUCUUAGAAGCGACAGCAGCAACUAGUUAGGUUAAAGUUCAAGUUAGAGCCUGGGCUGCUCGCACAAGAAGUGCGAAAUAUCAAACAAUAAAUACAUAAUCCCACUAUGUAUCCUAUUGGUUUCAUCGAACAUCUCAAAAUAAAGUAACGCAAACACAAUUCUAUAUGUAUAUGAAAACGCAAAAUGAUGCCAUCAAUUUACAUUUAUCUGUAUUUGUAUCUGUAUCUGUAGCAUUUUCAAUUUCAAUGUUCAAACUAUGCAAAAUGCAAAAAGGGCAAAUAAAAAUCAACCCCGAAAAUGAAGCAUAAUCAAUGCAAAUGAAACAAUACAAUGCAAAUGAUGAUAAAAUGUAUGUAUGUACAUUCUGCCGCCUCCGAAAAUAAGUACACAGCGUACAGCAAUUCAAUGGAAAAUUAAUGAAUAUGCAAAUGAGAAAUGCGAAUUGUUUGCAGCUUUACACACAAAAAAAAAAAAAAAAAAAA